Messenger RNA from Acanthosepion pharaonis, 2547 nucleotides. The record is from the annotation of a GenBank genome assembly. Lineage: Eukaryota; Metazoa; Mollusca; Cephalopoda; Sepiida; Sepiidae.
AUGUCAUUUUUUCUUCUUUUUUUCUUUUUUCUUUCUUCUAUGUCAUUUUUCUUCUUUUUCGUCUUUUUCUUUCUUCUAUGUCAUUUUUUUUCUUCUUUUUUCUUUUUUUUUUUUCUCUUUUUUUUCUUUUAUUUUUUUUUUUCUUCUUUUUUCUUUUUUCUUUCUUCUAUGUCAUUUUUCUCUUUUUUUUUUUUUUCUUUCUUCUAUGUCAUUUUUCUUCUUUUUUUCUUUUCUUUCUUCUAUGUCAUUUUUUCUUUUUUUCGUUUUCUUUUUUUAUGUCAUUUUUUUUUUUUUUUUUUUUCUUCUUCUAUGUCAUUUUCUUCUUUAUGUCAUUUUCUUCUAUGUCAUUUUUCUUCUUUUUUCUUUUCUUCUAUGUCAUUUUUUCUUCUUUUUCGUCUUUUUUCUUUCUUAUGUCAUUUUUCUUCUUUUUCGUCUUUUUUCUUUCUUCUAUGUCAUUUUUCUUCUUUUUCGUCUUUUUCUUUCUUCUAUGUCAUUUUUCUUCUUUUUCUUCUUUUUCUUUCUUCUAUGUCAUUUUUCUUCUUUUUUUUCUUUUUCUUUCUUCUAUGUCAUUUUUCUUCUUUUUUUUCUUUUUCUUUCUUCUAUGUCAUUUUUCUUCUUUUUUUCUUUUUCUUUCUUCUAUGUCAUUUUUCUUCUUUUUCGUCUUUUUCUUUCUUCUAUGUCAUUUUCUCUUUUUUUUUCGUUUUCUUUCUUUUAUGUCAUUUUUCUUCUUUUUUUCUUUUUCUUUCUUCUAUGUCAUUUUUCUUCUUUUUCGUCUUUUUCUUUCUUCUAUUUCAUUUUUCUUCUUUUUCUUUCUUCUAUGUCAUUUUUCUUCUUUUUCGUCUUUUUCUUUCUUCUCUGUUUAAUUUACUUUUAAUUCUCCCAUUCCUUCCUUCUUUUUCUUUCUUCCUUAUCUUCUUUUUUCCUUAUAAUUUUCUCACUCUUUCCUUAUUUUUUUCUUUCUUCAAUAUUUGUCUCUUCUCUUUCUUUUUCUUUUUUUCUUUUCUUUUCUUUUACUUCCUUCUAUGUCUUCUUACUUCUUUAACAUUUUCUUCUUGGCUAUGUUUUUCUUUCAAUCUAUUAUUUUUUUUUAUAUUUGUUUCCUUAUUAUUUCUCCCCACCCCCACACAUACCAAGAUUUGUCUUUCUUCUGGUACCAUUUUCUCCCUAUCUUUCACUCCCUCUCGUUUUCUUCUGCGUCUUACAACCUUCUCGUUUAUACAGGUUCAUCUUUCUAUUUUUUUUAGCCGAAACAACUUUAUAUUUCUGCUUUUCCCCGCUUUUCUUAAGUCUAGUCAUUUUAUAGAUUUGCCUGUUCUGCCCUUAUUACUUCUGCUAGCGUCUUUCUUUCUAUUUUUUUUCUUUCCUUUGUUGAUCAGCACUUAUCUAUUUAGCUGCCACCUCCACCCCAACGGCUCAUCAUUACCCCCGUUUUCAAAUUCUCGAUAUAAUGGCGACCCAUCCACAGUAAUCGGCAGCCUCUUCCUGUUUGGCAUGAUUUGUUCUUGUUUUAGUCUCUCCUUUCUUCUUUUUUUUCUUCUUAUUCUUUUCUUCUUCUUCUUCUUCUUCUUCUUCUUCUUCUUCUUCUUCUUCUACUACUACUACUACUACUACUACUUCUUGGAAGAAGAAGAUUCUUCUUCCAGUGUUUAUCGAUACUCGCUUUCUUCUAUUAAAUACAUGAUUUCAUUUUCGUCCUCCUCUUUCUUCUUCUUCUUCAUAUUUUCUGCUACUUUUCUGUUGUUCUUUUUCUCAUACAAUCUCUCUACUGACUUUAACAUGUUAAUACUUGGUCGUUAUUUUCUUUUGCUUCUUCAUAUCCUUCACACUUUAUUCUCCUUCAUUUUCUUCUUUUUUCUCUUCUUUUUUCUUUUUUAUCCCAAUUUUAUGUUCAUAUCUUUAUCUUUACGUCUCUCUCUAUCUCUUUCUCUUUCUCUCUCCAUCACUUCUUUAUUCUUCGCUUUUUCCAUUUGUUUUUUUUUCUUUUCUGAUUUUCUCUUAUUGUUUAUCCAUCUCCUUUCUCCUGACAAAUUCCUGUUUUUGCUUUUCUUUUCACAUCUCUUCCUUCUCCACCGCCUUCUACUGCUUUCUCUUUCUUCUUCCUUUUCUUUCUCGUCCAGUUCUUUAAAAACAUCUUUACCUAUUCUCCUCUUUUCUUUCCUUUCUCGAUAUUUUUUUUUUAUUUAUGCUAUUCUAGACUUUUACUUUCCUGAAUUAUUUAUUUCAUGUAAUCCCUUUCUAUGUUUUUCUCUUAUUCUUUUCCUUCUGCUUCUUAUAAAUCUUUUUUUUUUCCUGUGUUUACUUCAAUUUAUUUCGGGCCCAAUUUUCAUCUCUCGUCUUCAACGUUUUAAACUUCUCAUCAACUUCUUUUCCCAAAUACUUUUAUUCAUUUAUUUUUCGUUUUCCAUCAACAAGAUCAUCUUAUCAUUCCCCCCCUACUCUUCCCCAUCGUUAACUCUCAUUUCUCUGUAUUCUGACUCCUCUACAAGCUUCACUUUCGUUCACCUUCCCCAUCAAAACCCCUUCAUAAUCAUUCCUCAAUUGCUAUAG